AUGCAUCCACCACCGAUCCAUGAUGUCUCCUCCUCCUCUUCUUCUCCGGCGUCGGAUGCUUCCUCGCCGCUUCUGAACCAAAACCGUCGACCUCUCCCCCGUUCUUCUCGGCCGCUACGUGGCGCAGCGUCGCGGCUUCUCCGCCGCGCUAGCAGUCACCGGAUGAUGCUCCGCGAGUCGUCGGUUCGAGUCCGGGAGACAGCGGCUGAGCAGAUUGAGGAGCGGCAGAGUGAGUGGGCUUACUCGAAACCGGUUAUAGUCUUAGAUGUGCUCUGGAAUCUAGCUUUUGUCUUCGUCACAGUCGCGGUUCUUUGGUUUAGCUCGGUGGAAAAUCCAGAUGUUCCUCUCAGAUUCUGGAUAAUUGGGUAUAGUCUACAGUGUUUGUUUCACGUUGCGUGUGUAAUCGCCGAGUACCGUCGACGCCGACGACAAGUAGAUGAUAAUCCAAACUUAGAUUCAGAUUUCAAUCAAGGAUCUAGCGAAGAAGAAGACGAAUCUGAUGAAUAUGGCGUAGUUGUUGAUGAUCCUGAGAUUGAACUUGGAACUAGUGUUGCUAAGCACCUGGAAUCAACAAAUGCAAUUUUCUCGUUUGUGUGGUGGAUCAUUGGGUUUUACUGGGUCACUGCUGAUUCUGAGGAACUUGCUCAAAGCUCGCCACAACUCUACUGGCUCUGUGUGGCGUUUCUGGCCUUUGAUGUAAUCUUUGUAGUGCUUUGUGUUGUCGUCGCUUGUCUAAUUGGUAUUGCUGUUUGCUGCUGCUUGCCUUGCAUCAUUGCCAUUUUGUACGCUUUAGCAGAUAGAGAAGGAGCAUCAGAUGAGGAAAUAGAGAGGCUUCCGAAAUUCACGUUUCUCACUGUGAGAAGCUCGGAGAAAGUGAAUGGAGAGAUACGAGAAACUCACGGAGGGAUAAUGACUCAGCUUGGUGUUGAUUCUCCAACAGAGCGUGUGUUAUCAAGCGACGAAGCUGAAUGUUGCAUUUGUUUAUGUGACUAUGAAGAUGGAACAGAGCUGAGAGAACUUUCGUGUAGGCACCAUUUCCAUGAAGCUUGCAUAGACAAAUGGCUAAGGAUUAACUCCACUUGCCCUCUCUGCAAAUUCAACAUUCUCAAAACCGGUGAACAAAGUGGGAACGAUGCAGUGUGA
Microthlaspi erraticum is the source of this 1143-nucleotide messenger RNA. Lineage: Eukaryota; Viridiplantae; Streptophyta; Magnoliopsida; Brassicales; Brassicaceae. The record is from the annotation of a GenBank genome assembly.